AUGGAGCUUGCCAUCUGCCUUCGAGACAGGAUUUUAAGCAGCAGGGCAUCUUGGAUGGACUUGAAUGAGGCCAUCGAACUCCAGCGAGCUGCACUGGCGCUCUAUCCUCCUGCCAUCGAUAGAUUCCAGCAGCGGGGCAUCCCGUCUGACCUAGAGGAGGCCAUUGAGCUUCACCGAGUUGCACUGGAGCUCCGUCCCACGGGCCACUCCGAGCGUUCUUCGUCUUUCAACAACCUUGCCAACAGCCUUCGAGACAGAUUCCAGCAGUGGGGUACCCUUCCUGACCUGGAGGAGGCUAUUCAGUUCCAUCGAGCUGCACUGGCGCUCUGUCCCCCGAGCCAUUCUGAUCGAUCCAUGUUUCUCAACAACCUUGCCAUCAGCCUUCGCGUCAGAUUAGAGCAACGGGGCAUCCUGUCUGACCUAGAGGAGGUCAUCCAGACCGGGCCACAUCUCUCAACAACCUUGCCAACAGCCUUCGGGACAGAUUUCGAGAAUUGGGGUGUCCUGGCUGAUUUGGAUGAGGCCAUUAAGCUCUAUCGAGCUGCACUGGCACUCUUCCUUCAAAUAAGUUUCAGUGGAGAGGGCGUCGUGUCUGCCUUGGAUGAGGCCAUUGAGCUCCAUCGAGCUGCACUGGCUCUCCGUCCGUGGGUCAUCCAGACCGACCCUCUUCCCUCAACAACCUCGGUCUCAGCCUUCAAGAUAGAUUCAAGCAGCGGGGUGUCCUGUCUGACGUGGACGAGGCUAUUGAGUUCCAUCGGGCUGCAUUGGAGCUUUGUUCUCCCGAUCAUGCUGACCGAUCCGGGUAUCUUAGCAACCUUGCCAUUAGCCUGCGAGACAGUCUCUCGUGGCGAUCUUCAUGCUGCGAAGACAUGGGCCGCUUUCGCAGAGGAGCUACAGCAUGGCUCUGCAUUGGUCGCAUAUCAGACCGUACUGAAAUUCCUGGAUCAGCAUCUCGCUAUCUUGUCGUCUUCUUCACGCCUUUUCGAUGUCGUCAGGGAGGCAACUUCGUCCCUUGCUAUAGAUGCUUUCUCGUGCAGUAUACGUCAUGGUGCUUUGAUGACUGCUGUCGAAUUGUUCCCACAAGUCCAACAACUGACUAUGCAAUGGGAUGAUGUCGUCUCACGCAUUCGCACAGUGCUGUCUGACUUCUCCCAAUUUCUCCUCCCCCCUCUGUUCUCUGACCUUCGGAGGGCGGCAGAAAAUGGCCCAGUCAUAUUUAGCCAAGAUCCCGUCCAUGUUCCACUCGAUAUCGGACGAACCGAAGUCUCCGAGUUGUCAUCAGAGUUCCAGUCCCUCGCAGAGCGUGUUGGUUCUUCCCAUCAUCAACUUGAAUUACCCAAGAUUGUCGGCAUCCUACGGAAGCUUUGGUUUCGUAUCGACCCUACAAGAGGAAAAGUCAUAAUUUGUCUCAUUCUUCUAUAUAUCCUCCUACACCCCAACCUUGUCGGCACUCAUCCGCGCAAGACCGCGGGCCAACCCGGACAAGGGAAGGGACUCCGAUGUGUCGCUCCCGAGUUAGCUGUUGUCGCUGAGCGUGUCGCGCCCAUCGCGUCCUUUACACCGCUCGCGGACAGCGAUGCAACAGUCCAGGGAGCACUUGAUGCAUUAGACCGAAAUCAAUGGCUUCACUUGGCCUGUCAUGGGGUGCCAAAUCGACAGCAACCAUUUGAGUCUUCAUUUGCGAUGCGUGACGGACCUUUGAUGAUCAAAGACAUCAUCCGGUCUCACUGGCGGGAUCCAGAAUUUGCAUUCUUAUCAGCCUGCCACACUACCGUGGGCAAUGCAGUUCUCCGGAUUCGCAGUGUGAUAGGCUCCAUGUGGUCUGUCGACGACGAGGUUGCACGCCAGGUUGUGUCUGCUUUCUAUGACAACCUGGUUGAUGGUUCGGGGAGCUUCUUGAGACUUGUUCGCCAUAUUUUGGGUGUAUUCUCUAUGAAUGACUUUUACGGAUACUUGGACAUUGGCGUUUACAGUACACACUCACAAUUCGUUAGUAGUCGUUCUCGACUGCAUUCCAAGCCAAACGCUACCGAAGUCGAAGUCGAUGGUCCCAGCACAUAA
Molecule: messenger RNA, 2061 nt
Organism: Suillus subalutaceus
Lineage: Eukaryota; Fungi; Basidiomycota; Agaricomycetes; Boletales; Suillaceae
Exons: 12
Coding region: 1-2061 (686 amino acids)
Molecular function (GO): protein binding
Source: RefSeq, a predicted model, not a curated record